AUGAUGGCACGUCGUGACCCCAAAAGUGGGGCAAACAGACUCGUGAGAGCCCAGACCCUCCAGAAGCAGCAGAGGGCCCCAGUUGGGCCAAGGGUCAAGUGCAAAAACUGCUUGGCCUUUGGCCACACGGACAGAAAUACCAUGUGCCCUAUGAAGUGCUGGAAAGAAGCCCUGAUUCCCCAGACCUUUGGGAAGAAGGAAGGGAAGGAAAACCUGAAACCACUGAAGCCCCAGGUUCAAGGGAACCCGGGGCCCUUGAACAAGGAAAAGAGAGAGAAGGAAGAGAGACCAAGGCAACAAGACCCGCAGAGGAAGGCUCUCCUCCAGAUCUUUUCCGGGAAACCUCUGGAGCAGCCGCUGCCAAAUCGAAAAGAAUCCGUGGAAUCUGGUGAUUAUCUGAGGGUUGCAACCAGGCCAAUGCCAGUCCCCACAAGCAAUAAGAGGCGACGUGUAGACCCUGCCCUCACUGAUGGCUCAGCUACCAAAAUGUCUGACACGGUAUCCGUCUUGGCUUCACUGACAACUCCCUCAUUCCCCUCACCUGAAAAGCCGGGAGUCUUCCUGUGA
Molecule: messenger RNA, 567 nt
Organism: Piliocolobus tephrosceles (Ugandan red Colobus)
Lineage: Eukaryota; Metazoa; Chordata; Mammalia; Primates; Cercopithecidae
Product: protein FAM90A1-like
Exons: 4
Coding region: 1-567 (188 amino acids)
Source: RefSeq, a predicted model, not a curated record